UCGCGCAGACAGCGAGGGGCAGAGGGCGCUUCCUUCGCAUGGCGGCUCCGGCUGGGUUCUGAGCGGAGAAGCCGAGGGCAGGAGAAGGGGCCAUGGCGGCCUCGUCGGGCUCUUCGGCGCCCGGCCCCGUGUGGUGCUGCCUGCGCUGGGCCUGCUGCGGAGACGCCGGCGGCGGACAUAUCGCCCUCAAGGAGAUGCCGCUCGUGCAGCUGGACACGCACAGGAUGGGAACAGAUGUUGUCAUUGUCAAAAAUGGACGACGAGUAUGCGGUACGGGAGGCUGCCUAGCCAAUGCCCCUUUGCAUCAGAACAAGAGCUAUUUUGAGUUUAAAAUCCAGUCUACAGGAAUCUGGGGUAUUGGUGUUGCGACUCAGAAAGUCAAUUUGAAUCAAAUUCCUCUUGGGUGUGAUGUGAAUAGUCUAGUACUGAGAAAUGAUGGAGCUCUGUACUACAAUAAUGAUGAGAAGAACAGAUUGCCAGCAAACAACCUUCCACAAGAGGGUGAUAUUGUGGGAAUUACAUAUGACCAUGUAGAACUAAAUGUUUAUUUGAAUGGGAAAAAUAUGCACUGUCCAGCCUCAGGAAUUAGAGGAACUGUCUUCCCUGUGGUAUAUGUGGAUGACAGUGCCAUUUUGGAUUGUCAAUUCAGUGAAUUUUAUCACACUCCUCCAGCAGGGUUUGAAAAGAUACUCUUUGAGCAACAGAUUUUCUGAAUGUUCCUACUCCCUAGCACUUUCUACAAAACCUAUUCUUGCAAAGCUUCACAUUAUUCCUAGGACACAAACUUGUAUUUAGAAAUGUUUAGGUGCUUGGGGUGGACAACCAUAUUACCAGAGAAGUAUGUGGCAAGUGUUAGAUUUGACUAUGGUUUGUAACAUGGACAAUAUUUCCAUUAGAUGUAAAGCGAUGCAGUCCACUACACUGUGAUCCCUGUAUGCCCACGAUGACACUGUGCAAUACAUUAGUGUUAUAUGCUGUUAUGUUCUUAACAAGUGUGAGAAACCACACAACAAUUUAUGAAUUAAAAGUAUUGUCCACAGCA
Messenger RNA from Lacerta agilis (Sand lizard), 1042 nucleotides. RefSeq names its product SPRY domain containing 7 (gene SPRYD7). The record is from RefSeq and is a predicted model, not a curated record. NCBI's taxonomy places the organism in Eukaryota, Metazoa, Chordata, Lepidosauria, Squamata, Lacertidae. Gene Ontology annotation, molecular function: protein binding. The transcript is spliced from 5 exons. The coding region runs from base 93 to 713 and encodes 206 amino acids.